Dentiscutata erythropus is the source of this 266-nucleotide messenger RNA. NCBI's taxonomy places the organism in Eukaryota, Fungi, Glomeromycota, Glomeromycetes, Diversisporales, Gigasporaceae. The record is from the annotation of a GenBank genome assembly.
AAUGGAAGACGAUUCAGGUGUUAUGACUGAUUUUGAAGAUUUGAUUGAAGACGUGUUCAAACUUCGUAAAAAGUUAAAAGCAAAAACCGGGUGUGUGGAAUGUGCUGGAAAUAAAGAAAUAAUCGAAUUGUGUAGAACCGCAAUCAAAAAGCCCAUAAAAGCCCUGUCACUUUUCGAAAAUAUAAAAAAACUGCAAAAAGACUACGAUGAGUUGUAUAUAAAGUAUCAAAGAGUCAACACCGAAUAUAUCAGAUUAACAAAUCCAG